Thelazia callipaeda (thelaziosis nematode) is the source of this 486-nucleotide messenger RNA. The record is from the annotation of a GenBank genome assembly. NCBI's taxonomy places the organism in Eukaryota, Metazoa, Nematoda, Chromadorea, Rhabditida, Thelaziidae.
AAUUUGUAUUCUGUGGUGGCGUUUAUGAUGGCAACUCCUGAAACACGAAAAAGACCGAACAUACUCGUGACUGGUACUCCAGGUACUGGUAAAAGCACAUUAAGUGUGGAAUUAUCGAAGAAAUUGGGUUUUCAUUACAUCAAUUGUGGACAGGAAGCAAAAGACAACCAACUGUUUUCAGAAUAUGAUGAAGAUCUUGAUACUUAUGUACUUGAUGAGGACAUGUUAUUGGAUCAUUUGGAAAACAAAAUGGAUUCGGAAGAUGGUGGAUAUAUAGUAGAUUAUCAUGGCUGUGAUUUCUUCCCAGAAAGGUGGUUUGAUUAUGUGUUUGUAUUGCGAUGUAACAAUACUCUUUUGUUCGAUCGACUUACUGCUCGAAAUUAUAGCUCAGCAAAAAUUAAAAAGAAUAUUGAAUGUGAAAUUUUCGGAAUUUUAUCAGAAGAAGCUAGGGAAUCGUAUAAUGUAAGAGUUUUUCAAUUUUUUUAA